CGCCUCUUUUGUGCUCCCAGAUGCCUGGGUGCAAGGUGGCCUCAUUAGUGCCCGGAGACCGCCCCAUCUCCAGGGAGCAGGCGGACAGACAAGGGGGUGAUUAGGGGCACAGUGAUCCAACCCUGGCCUCUGAAUGCAGCAGCGGCCAUUCCUUGGGCCCAGCCUGGAGACGGCCCCCCUGCAGGAGGCUAAUCUUAGACUUGCCUUUGUCUGGCCCGGGUGUGGACGCAAGUGCCUGUCAAUUCCCUGCCACCUCAGAGCACUAUAAACCCAGACCCCUGGCAGAGGGUCACAAUCGACAGCCUCAAGGUUCCUGGCUUUUUGAACCACCGCAGACAUCUCCUUUCCCGGCUGCCCCACCCUGAGCACCAGAUACCAUGAACCUUCCUUCCACAAAGGUCUGCUGGGCCGCCGUGACGCUACUGCUGCUGCUGCUGCUGCUGCCGCCCGCGCUGCUGUCGCCCGGGGCGGCUGCACAGCCCCUGCCCGACUGCUGUCGUCAAAAGACGUGUUCCUGCCGCCUCUACGAGCUGCUGCAUGGCGCGGGCAAUCAUGCGGCCGGCAUCCUCACGCUGGGCAAGCGGCGAUCCGGGCCCCCUGGCCUCCAGGGUCGGCUGCAGCGCCUCCUGCAGGCCAGCGGCAACCACGCCGCGGGCAUCCUGACCAUGGGCCGCCGCGCAGGCGCAGAGCCAGCGCCUCGCCCCUGCCUCGGGCGCCACUGUCCCGCUGCGGCCGCCACAUCCGUCGCGCCCGGGGGACAGUCCGGGAUCUGAGUCUUUCUUCGGGCCCUGUCCUGGCCCAGGCCUCUGCCCUCUGCCCACCCAGCGUCAGCCCCCAGAAAAACGGCAAUAAAGACGAGUCUCCAUU
This is a messenger RNA of Macaca mulatta (Rhesus monkey), 867 nucleotides long. It is a transcript of the gene HCRT, whose product is annotated as hypocretin neuropeptide precursor. Gene Ontology annotation, biological process: positive regulation of transmission of nerve impulse; response to starvation; sleep. Lineage: Eukaryota; Metazoa; Chordata; Mammalia; Primates; Cercopithecidae. The record is from RefSeq and is marked inferred. Gene Ontology annotation, cellular component: perinuclear region of cytoplasm. Gene Ontology annotation, molecular function: neuropeptide hormone activity; type 2 orexin receptor binding; type 1 orexin receptor binding.